GAUCUUCAUACAUCUCGAAAUCUUGGUUAAACGCGGAGAGUACUGGUUCCGUUUUCUUUUGGGUGGUAUGAGUUGCUUUGUAGUUUGUAUUGUGCGCUUUGGAAAGCAUUUGGGCCUAGAGCUUGACUGAAGAAAUAUGAAGAGCGAGGUUGUACAUAAAGUAUCAGGGUUCCCUUCCCAUAAAUUGAUGCAAAUCUAAAUCGACCCGUCAAUGAUAGUAAACUGUGAUGGCAACCGCUCUAUAUCAUGAUUAGAGGCACGUCUGAUUAGCCGCAAAUAUCCAAGAUCUCAAUAACUCAGUUUUACUUCUUGAAUAUCUACAAACAUCCACACGUCCGUUCUUGUAAAGGGUCGCUGCUUGUCAGGGAGCUGUUUUCACCAUGUCCGUGGAUGAAAAGAUAGGUGGGGUGACGCAUCAAGAAAACAACAAUGAAAAGCAUGUGUCCCAAGUUAAAGUGGUGAAAGGCGAUGAGGCUUUCGCGCAAGCGAUGUUGAAGGAGCCUCCCAAAACAUGGUCAGGGCGAUCGUUCAUUCUAUACGCUUGUGCGCUAGUGGCAUUCUUUUGCAGCACUUGCAACGGAUUCGAUGGCUCUAUGUUCAACUCUCUUCUCGCAAUGGAGCAAUUUAGAACUUACUUCAACGUGGCCAACAAUGGCGCUUGGACUGGCAUCGUCACUUCCAUGUAUUCAAUCGGCAGUGUGGUAGCUAUUCCUUUUAUUGGGCCGGCCAUCGAUACUUGGGGAAGAAAGAUCGGAAUCUAUAUCGGAGCUACAUCGAUUGUAUUGGGAACUAUAGUCCAAUCUACCACACUUCACUCGAGCAAUGUAAUAGGGCAGUUCAUGGGCGGUAGGUUUUUGCUCGGAUUUGGCGUGGGAAUCGUUGCAUCAGCGGGACCAAUGUAUGUUGUCGAAACAUCGCAUCCUGCCCACCGAGGUGUUGUCACUGCUUUCUAUAAUACAUUCUGGUUUGUUGGCUCAAUUCUUGCUUCGGGAUCUGCACGAGCAAGUGCAGACCUAUCCGGUAAUCGGUCCUGGCAAGUUCCAGUUUGGCUACAAAUGGCAUUCCCAGGUCUUUGUAUUGUCUUAGUAUGGGCUCUACCCGAGAGUCCACGUUGGCAAUACGUGCAUGGACAGAGAGACAAGGCGAAAGCGAUGCUUACAAGAUACCACGGAGAAGGAAACCCAAAUAGCAUUUGGGUCGAAAUGCAGCUUCAUGAAUACGAAGAGUACCUAGAGCUGGAUGGAGCAGACAAACGAUGGUGGGAUUAUCGUGCAUUAUUCAACGACAAAGCAUCAAGAUAUCGUUUGGCAUGCAACUGCACGAUUGCUAUUUUCGGACAAUGGGCUGGCAAUGGUCCAAUCUCAUACUUCAUUUCGGCUGUUCUUGAUACAGCAGGAAUCACGGACUCCAUCACACAACUCAACCUUAACUUAGGUUUAAAUAUUAUGCAGUUUGGCUUGGCUUUGUUUGGUGCUUCCCUCGUAGAUAAAGUAGGUCGUCGUCCUUUGCUUCUAUUCGCAAACAUUGGAUGCGCUAUAGUAUGGAUCGGAGCCACAGUUUCGUCAUCAAUCAAUGCCAACACAGGUAGCAAGAGCAGUGGAUCUGCUGUUGUGGCAAUGAUCUUCCUCUUUGACGCAAUAUUCAGUGUAGGCUUUACGCCGUUGCAAGCAUUGUAUCCUGUGGAGGUCCUGAGUUUCGAGAUGAGGGCAAAAGGAAUGGCAUUUAGCAACUUUGCUGUAUCGGCAGCGACCCUCGUGAACCAGUUCGCAUACCCUGUGGCUUUGGAGAAGAUCAAGUGGAAAACCUAUCUUGUUUUUGUGCUUUGGUGCCCGAUACAGGCACUUGUGAUUUAUUUCUUCAUUCCUGAAACAAAGAACCGCACAUUGGAAGAAUUGGAUGAUAUCUUCCGGGCCAAGAACCCGAGGAAAGCAUCUCUGGAGAAAAAGAAAUUGGCACUUGACGAUAGCGCAAAUAUCAUUAAAGUGGAAGAAGUCAUUUGAGCUAGUCAUUUGAGCUAGUCAUUUGAAAGGGCUUUGCAGUGAUGGUCAUUUGACCAUUCCCCACGGGGCUAGAGAGCAUCCGUCAAUUUUUUAAUGUCUUCUUUGCGUUUGUAAUACACAGAGGGAAGUAUCGAACUUUAUCCCGAAAACUUUUUUUUUAUAGUUGAAAGCAGCAGAGAUAUUUAAUGACAAGCAUUUCAAUGAUUGAUUUGAGAAUCUCGUGCAAGAAGUGAAUAUCAUGAUUUAUGAUUGUAGUGGUGGUCUUUUGUAUUGUUGUUGGUGAGA
Molecule: messenger RNA, 2285 nt
Organism: Botrytis cinerea B05.10
Lineage: Eukaryota; Fungi; Ascomycota; Leotiomycetes; Helotiales; Sclerotiniaceae
Exons: 8
Coding region: 381-2000 (539 amino acids)
Biological process (GO): transmembrane transport; carbohydrate transport
Cellular component (GO): membrane
Molecular function (GO): carbohydrate:proton symporter activity
Source: RefSeq, a predicted model, not a curated record